AUGCACUUGCCUGUCAAUUGGACGCAAACGGACCAGGAAAUCAUCGAAACGCUGCUGUUCGACCAGCCGCUGGGCAGCUACAAGAGCGACGAGUCCAAUGCCCAGCAGCUUAUGCGCUAUCGGUCUCUGAUUGCGAGGCAAAUUGCAAAUGAUACGCGCAAGUCCAAGCACCGCGCGGUGCAGCGCCGCUUCAUGCAGCGCAAGAAGGACCAGGUCAGUCGUGUCAAGGAGGAAGUCCAGCGACUGCAGCAGGAGCGCGACCUGCUGCAGAUUUCAAGAGAGAAGCAGCAGCUACAAGCGGAACACGACGCGUUGAAGGCAAAUCUGAAUAAUUGCGCGCCGUUGCCUUACCCGAGCCAAGCGCAGAUUGAGCUCUUGCUAGCCGGCCACCAGAAGUUGAUCCGAGAGCACUACAUCCCAUUAACUGCAGAAGAUUGGAACGAACUGCUGAGGAAGAACCUGCAGGAGUUCCAGGCCACGAGCUGCGAGACGGACUAUGAGAGCACUGGCGCCGUUGUCAUGGGCUGGAGUGACCGACGGAAGAUCGACUUGGAGCAAGGAUCGACGCGGUUCGUCAUGUCCAAGCGGUUCGAUCACUUAAACGCGGAGGCGUUCUACACGACGACGUUCGACAAGUUGUGCCAACCAGAGACGCACCCGAGGCUCUUCCAUCCUGUUGUGACGAUCCAGAUGCAGCAACUGCAGCGGGUCGACGAUGACGGCGUUGUUCUCCAUCGCUGCAUGUUCAACCCGCAGACUGGAGCGGUGGUGCACACGGUUGAGAGCAUGAUGCGCGUCCAGCACGGACGCAACCAUGUCAUUUUCUUGCGUACGCUGGAGCACAACGCCGCUUACGGCUGCCUGCCCAAGUCGCACCACUGGCUGCAGCUGUUCACCGCGCUGGUGUUCACGCCAUCGCCUUCCAGCAGGUUCGCGGCAAGCGGAGACGAUGUCAAGUACUGGCUCAUGGAGAUGCUGUACGUGAUCCUCCGCUUCGAGAGCGUCAUGGUUGCGCCAGUCUUCGCCCUGCGGUCGGCCUGA
Molecule: messenger RNA, 1041 nt
Organism: Phytophthora sojae
Lineage: Eukaryota; Oomycota; Peronosporomycetes; Peronosporales; Peronosporaceae
Exons: 3
Coding region: 1-1041 (346 amino acids)
Source: RefSeq, a predicted model, not a curated record